Messenger RNA from Prorocentrum cordatum, 966 nucleotides. Lineage: Eukaryota; Dinophyceae; Prorocentrales; Prorocentraceae. The record is from the annotation of a GenBank genome assembly.
GGACGUGAAGAAGAUCGUCGCGGAGGAGAGCGGCAUUCAGCCCGAGCACAUGCGGCUGCUCUACAAGGGCAGGCUCUUGAAGGACGCUCUUACCCUUGAGCAGGAGGGGUACGAUGCUGCCGAGCCAGUGAACGUGCUCUACACCGCAGGCCACACAGCCCUCGUCGGCGGCAGCCAGAAGCAGGAGUUCUGGUUCGUUUUCGUCGCCGUGGCCUUCGCCACGCAUGGCGUCUGGAAGCACACCCUGGCCCAAAAUUGCGCGUUGGUGCUGCGAUUCAGGUCUCCGUGGGCCUUGUUUCGGUGCAGGCAAGCUUGCCAAUUUAUUGUGCUCUUCGUUCAGUUCAUCUCAGCGCCAGGUGAUUCGCAACCCAUUUAAUCCGCGGGCGCCUCAGUUGACCAAGCGAGAUACUUGAUCAGGGUGCUUCAGCAGACCCUCACGUGCUGGGCGAGACGUGCUACAUCGCACAGAGAGUUGACGGGCUGUCUUGAGACUUGGAGCGCUGCCAUUGCAUCGAAAGCAGCGCCCCUUGCCAUACUCAACCCGUGUUCGUGUAGUCGCUGCCCGGUGACGCUCGCAACGGUGAGAUAGGAGCACGACGACCUCUCGUCGAGGACUGUGCCGCCCAGCACCACCCGGCAGGACUCCGACGGGCCGCCGGGGCACCACCGGCGCGUCCGCGCCAGUUCCAUGCCAAUACAGGGGCGCGACGGCUCCGUGAGCGAGCUUCGUGCACGUCGCGACCCCGCCGCAGCAAGGCUCGUGAAGGAGGGAUCCGCCGCUCGCUCCGAUCUGCACCGCUCUUCGUGCCAUCGCGCCGCUCCCCCUUGCGCGCGAGCCCGAGGCAUCUCGCGCUCGUGUGCUCGCCCGGCCGCCGAUCGGAGGGCGGUCGCUCGGCUCUGUACCUGCCUCAAAGAUCGGGGGCGGAAAAGAGGGGGCUGAUGACUGGGGGGGUGGAUAUCACGGCG